Molecule: messenger RNA, 2066 nt
Organism: Musa acuminata AAA Group (dessert banana)
Lineage: Eukaryota; Viridiplantae; Streptophyta; Magnoliopsida; Zingiberales; Musaceae
Product: myb-related protein 2-like
Exons: 7
Coding region: 136-1422 (428 amino acids)
Molecular function (GO): DNA-binding transcription factor activity; DNA binding
Source: RefSeq, a predicted model, not a curated record
UUCCGUAUUCUCUUUUGCAUCUGCCUUAUAAAGGGCGAGCCAUGGUCAUCACUAACCAGCAAGAGGAGCAGCUCAUGAAGCAAUUGGUUUCCGAGAUGGAUAAUUCUUCUCCUUAGAUCAAGGAAAAGAAAGAAGAUGUAUCAUCAUCAGCAUCAUCACCAGGGACACAACAACAUCCUUUCUUGUAGGACUGCAUUUCCUGCAGAGAAGCAUUUGUUGCUGCAAGGAGGAAGUAUCCCAGAAGAUUCAGGACUGGUUCUAUCGACUGAUGCCAAGCCCAGGUUGAAGUGGACAGCCGAGCUCCAUGAAAGAUUCAUAGAGGCAGUCAAUCAACUUGGUGGAGCAGAUAGUGAGUAUAUCAUCAUCAUCAUCAUCAUCAUCAUCAUCAUCAUCAACAACAACAACAACAACAACAACAACAACAACAACAACAAAAAAGAAGAGGCUACACCCAAGUCGGUCAUGAGGCUCAUGGGCAUUCCUGGACUAACUCUCUAUCACCUGAAAAGCCAUCUUCAGAAGUACAGGCUCAGCAAGAAUCUCCAAGCUCAAGCAAAUGGAGCCGAGAGUGUUAUAGGUUGUAAGCUUGCAGCAGAGAGAACAAGCGAGGGCAACGGAUCACGAGCGAGCAACACAAACAUCAUUCCCCAGUCAAACAAAACAUAUCCGAUAAAUGAAGCACUUCAAAUGCAAAUUGAAGUCCAAAGAAGGCUGCAAGAACAACUUGAGGUUCAAAGGCACCUGCAACUAAGAAUAGAAGCACAGGGGAAGUACUUGCAGUCUGUCCUGGAGAAGGCUCAAGAGACACUUGGGAAGCAGCAUUUGGGGACUCCAGGACUAGAAGCUGCCAAAGUUCAUCUCUCUCAACUGGUCUUCAAAGUCUCAAAUGAAUGUUUCAGCAAUGCAUUGACAGGGAUGGAAGAAAUCCCAGCCCCGAAUACCCUACAAGUGCAUCCACCCCAACUUGCUGACUUCUCGGUACAAAGUUGCUUGACAUCAUCUCAGGGAUCACAAAAGGAUCUUGACAUGGCCAAUUUCCGCAGAAGUUUGAGAGCCUACAUGCAUGAGAAUGCCAGGCUUGAAGGUUCCCAAUCUGCAUGGUGCUACCUGAAUGAGCACAAGACUUUUCCCUCAUCCAUGUUUGGGGAUUCAGAAAGGACAUCUUUCAAAGUAGAAGAUUUUGUGUCACCACUUCCCGUGAGGCCUCGGGUGGAAAGAGAAGGGGAAGCUGGUUCUGAUGCCCAGCAAACGGAAAGAAGUGACCCGAAUGGCAAGAGAACAGCAGAACAACAGGAGAGAGGAAAGCAAUCAGACAGUUUUGGGCUGGCUGGUCACACAGCACAACUAGAUCUCAAUGCUGAUGAAGACGAUGAGGGUGCUACGAACAGCAAAUUUGACCUGAACGGCUUCAGUUGGAGCUGAUUUGCGGCAAGCAUUAUAAAGGCAUAAGAACACUGUACAUACUGAAAUUGUUAGCUCGCUCUCUCUCUCUCUCUCUCUCUUCUCCUUGAUCAUCACAGGUAACCAAAACAAGUUAUGGCUGCAACAUUAAAGUGAUUCCAAAAGACAGUCUGCAGGAGAUGAAGCUAAGAAGAAUGCAUCUACAACAAACAAGUUUCCAGGAGAAUGUUACUGAGAGCAUCAUGUUCUCAGAUCUAUGAUACCAAUGUCACCGGCAGUCACAAGAAAUCCACAGUUCAGUACCAUCAUAAAUAAUACAAAUUACACAAAAUAGAGAUCUUGUUUCGAGCAUAUGGAAGAACAAGUUCUGCGGGUUAAUCACUUUUAGUUACCCCACUGCCACAGACAUGGCAGGUUAAUCCCUACUUCAGAGUGGUCAUGAGUUCGGUGCAUUAAUAAGGAGGGCAGGGGAGUCGUACUUACAGUUUUGUCUUACGAGAUGGUGGUCUUGCCUUCCAAGUCAUCAUCCCCAUUUGGAGAACCGAGGGCUAUAACUCAAUAUCCUUGUCGAAGAAGUCUAACUUAAAGACUAACUAACUCGAUAGAGAAAAGAUUUCCCUCAACAGAGGAUUUUCCUCAAUAAAAUAGAGAGAUUUCUUCGUAUA